This is a messenger RNA of Osmia lignaria (orchard mason bee), 600 nucleotides long. RefSeq lists its product as uncharacterized. Lineage: Eukaryota; Metazoa; Arthropoda; Insecta; Hymenoptera; Megachilidae. The record is from RefSeq and is a predicted model, not a curated record.
GACUACCGAAGGCACAAGUGGGGGUCCAAUGUUACCAGGGUACGCAACGACGCCAGGGGCCCCUACCCAGAGGCCACAGCCGAGGCUCGUCGUCACCCGUAACUCCACCUUCCACGCCUCCCACCUGGCUCGACCGAACACCGAUUCCACGGGCACCCUUUGCCCGAGCUGGCCAAAGAUCUUCGGCAAGGGACGAGGCUGCGUCGUCGCGGCACUGGAAUGUUGCAGCGUCUGGCGUGGAGCAGGCUUCAGUGGUUCCACUAUGGUAGAGGAGAGAGUACGCGGUUUGCUUCGAGAGGUUCGCGGUGAAGGGAUACCAGAGAAGUGGAAUUUAAUUGAACAAUCCGAAGGCUAGGGGUAGUUAUUCUUCACUUUUAAUCGAUCAAAUUUCUUGGAAAUAAAUAAGGAAUAAAACUAGGUCCUUCUGAUUCGUGUAAUAAAUGCUGAACGCAGCAGACUCGAGAUCCAGUUUCGAAAAACUUCAUAACAAAGAAAAAAUGAGGAAAUAACUUUCUCUGAUUCAUGUAAUAAAUGUAGAACUGGCGGGCGGUAUAUAAUACACCUCUUAUAUAAAAUAAACAUUUAAUUUGCCUUGCUCGA